CGACACACACACCAGCAAUACACUGGGAAUGGGGGUAUGGUAUCCAGUAUCUGUUGAAAUGUCCGGAUUCUAAGCCAACCACGAUGGGGUAAACCAGCAUCGUCAUCUUUAGGUGUGUCAGAUGGACGUUUUCUAACUUAUAUAGGAAACCUGUCAUAUCUUCGGGAGUGUCGUCUGCCCCGAUGGAUGGAAAGAUGGCGCCGUUAUAGAAAUAUGGCGUCCUUUUACCCCAGUGUUUAGGACGCAAAUCAAUGAAAAAUAAUAUGGAUACAUCGAUGGGCCUUGCUAUUUUCUGCGUUCUUCUAAGCAUCUUUUCUGGCAUCGAUGGCGCUUGUACAUAUCCUUCAAACCUCCACGAUGGUUCUUUCUUCACUACAAGUGGGGACACUCUCAACUUCACUAGCACAACUAUGGCAAAGCUGGCCAUUCAUACAUUCGGCACGUUUACAUUCAGCUGUGACCUAAACAGUGGAACGCAAUAUGUCAGCAAGUCCGAGGUGUUUUAUAGGUUCCGUCUGCCUUUCGAAGCCUUUAUUUGUAUGGAAAUCACAGAAGUGUCGUCAAACAAAUACACAUUUCACCAACCGACAAACGAACUCUCCGAUGCAGGGGAUAUGAGGAUUAAGAUUUUUCUGCAGGGCAAAACUAUAACAUCAGUGUCGGAAGUGUGUGACGUCACUGAUUAUACUAAUUUGACGAGUGUUUUCAUGAUUAAAGAUGGCACCAUCGACUCUGAAAAGGUUGAAUGUCCAACAGUCCUACAAGGCUACUCCUCGUACACAUAUGACGCCGGAAGUGGAAAUUUGUGUACCGGAAGUUCCUAUCUAGACACCUGUACCGACACCACCCUUAUGAGCUUCAACCUGACACAAUGUACACAGAUUCAAGCGUACUCAGCUGGUGGCCAGGUGAACUGUUUAAGCUACAGUACGAGUGGAGACUACACUUCCCUUGUCGUCUAUAACAGGGAUACCUCUGUCGACCAAAGUACCACCUACAGAAUGUCAUGCUAUGUAUUAUCUUCAAACUCGACGACCGUUUACGCUACCCAGUACCCUAACGGUUGUUACUUUGGCCAAACGUCCACCUCAGUAAAUUCUCCAGGUGCCACCGUAGUCUUCACACAGACGGACACUUGUCCUGUUGUCACUACGACCGAAGCUCCAGAUACUACGAGUACAGCAUCUACCGGACUCAUCAUUGGAGUCGUCAUUCUUAUCCUAGCCCUCAUCCUCAUCAUCCUCUUUGCCAUCUGGUUCUGGUGGAAGAAGAAGAAAGAUGAAGAGGAGAGGAAGAGGAGAGAGCUUGCAGCCCUGGAAGAGGGUUUAUCAGAUGGUCUGCCUGAUGAAUCGAAGUACGACAUUGAUCGACUGAUGUAUACGCCGGAUCAGCUCCUUACGCCUUCAAACGUCCAUCCUAAGAUGACAGGCAAAAUACUCGACAGGGAUAACUUCGAGGGAUUUGGUGAUGAUGAAUAUAUUGACGAAUUUGGAUGGCAAGAUAUGAUCGACGCGCAAGACUUCAUGAACAUGCGUAAAAGAAAGGACGGGAAGGAUGAGUUCGAAGUAGGAGACCCUAAAGACAAAAACAGUAAGAAGAAACUGAAAGACCUUAUGAAGUCGAAGAAAAAGAAGAAGAAAAAGAAGGGAAAGAAGAAGAAAAAGAAAGGAAAAAACAAACAAUAUGAAACUGAUGACGAGUACGAGGAUAUCGAAGAUGAUGAUGAAGUAGAGGGGCAAGUUGGAAAUAAACGAGAGUUGACCAUCUACCUCGACGGAGCACAGGAGGAAGAAAGUGGCGAUGAUUCUCCUAAUGACAGUAGACGAAAAGCAAGAUUCGAGGAGACGGAUGACGAUAAGAUGAAACGAAAAAGGAGGAAGAAAAAAGACAUCGAUGACGUAGAGACGGUUAGUGGUAUCAUAUCUUGUGAUAUGAUGAUAGGGGAUUUGGAUACGGAAAAGAGCCUUGAAGUACCUCGGCUGAUUCUGCCAAAUUUAAGAGAUUCUGGUGUUGAAGAAGAAACUGAAAAGAAAAAACGGAAGAGGACGAAAGCCAAAAGAAGCGAACAGCCUAUGUCCUUCAAGUCAUUCCGCAAAAGGAAAGUGGAUGCAUGGCUCGAUAAAACAGUCCCUGCUUUUGACGGUGAUCCUAUUCCAAUGUUCUAUGAGGACCCCAAAUUAAAGACAUUACCUCCCCUACAGCGAGUUAACAGGAAAAAAGAACCUAUCUUAUGGUCUGAUAUCCUCAAGAAAUACGGAGGAGACUUCAAAGACCUUAAGGAAUUUCAGGGUAGACGCAAUAUGUCUGAGAACCGAUGGAGGAAACUUCUUGAGGAGCUUUAUACAGACAAGAAAUACUUCGACUACGUCAACAAAAGUUCUAGAGGGAAAGAUGUUGAGGACGAUCUGAAAUCACAAGCAAAGGAUGGUUUAGAAUACCUAUAUGAUCGUGCAACAUUUUGGGAAGAGCAGAGACCGAUUCCUGCAAGACCAUCGUCGUUUGUUCCACCUUUAAAAUUGAACAGUUCGAAGACCCCAAGGGGCAAGAAGAAAAAGACAAUAAGACGCGCCCCUCAAACCCCCUUGACACAAGUUAGACUAGAUUCAAUGGACGAGUUUCAAAAACCUCCUCGAGAGACGACAUUUUGAUAUGACUGUUUUGAAGAAAUGACUGUUUCGUUUUAAGCUGUGAUACAUGAACGGUCAAUGUGGGUGCUUUCGGGUGUUACGGUAAAGGGUUGAUAUUCUUAUUCAUAUGUUUGUAAUUUUUAUUUGAAAGUUGUCAUACUAAAUUAUUAAUAGGAAUUUUAAUGCUGAUUUAUCAAUAUUUGUCAUGCACAAAUGAAUCAGCCAAUGAAAGUUUUAUUGAUUCGCCCUUGAUUUAUAAUCAUUGAUAUUAUUAAGACUUUUUAAAGUUCUUACUAGCACGUUGUUUAAUUGUUGUCUUACAGUGCUAAACUUUCUAUUGUAUAGUUGGCAAUAUUGUCGCUGUGAUUGAAAAUAGCACAAAAAUACAUACUCAGCGAAUAUUGUAGAGUAUAGACGUAUUUAUUAAUACAGAGGUUGCGCGAAAAUAUAAUGCCCACGAAAUAUGUAGGUUCAACUGGGACAAAUAUUAGACCCGUGAAUUUUAACAACUAUACAGUAGGUAAGUUUGUUUAUAAGGAAAACUCCAUUUUAAUUUACAUCACUACAAUCUCAGCCCAUGUCGAAAUCAUGAAUAUUUUAUGUAUUUAUAUUCUGUCUUUGUUUAUGACAAUUGGUGUUUGAGUGUUAUACACUUUUACAAUUUAUUUUGUUAUGAAGUAAUCAAGAUGUCACUAAAACUGUCAUACUGUCGUUUUGUAGUAUUGUUCUGCUGUCCUUUUAUUAUGGUGUCUGUGUAUUGGUGAUUCCACAUGAAUCACACACCUCUUUUUCAUCCCAUACUCAUUUAUUCUUAGAAAAUGAGGAUUUGUCUUUCAGUCCUGUUUAUUACAUGUUUAUCUUUAUUGUUGUUGAUAAUCAAUUAAAUCCACAUUCAUUGCA
Molecule: messenger RNA, 3527 nt
Organism: Pecten maximus
Lineage: Eukaryota; Metazoa; Mollusca; Bivalvia; Pectinida; Pectinidae
Exons: 13
Coding region: 252-2648 (798 amino acids)
Source: RefSeq, a predicted model, not a curated record